AUGACAGGCAUUGGCAGCGCAUUCGUGCAUGUCUUCUGGCGUGAAGCCACCAAUGUCGCCUACUGCAUCCGCACCAUUCCUGAUCCGAAGCAGUAUGAAUCGCUUUGCUCGGAUGGAAGCCGCACCGUUGGUACAGCGGUCGACGGAGGCAACGCCACGCAACUUAAGGAGCGGGUCGAGGCGGCUGUGAAGAGCUUCGAUGGUCUUGAUGUGGCCAUCCCCAAUGAUAUGCAAUUUGCUCAUUGCCCGCGAGAACUCGGUGAGCUCGUCUGGUUUCGUUGGACUACCCACAUCCCUUCCGCUUCCACUAAUUCGCCUUCUGGCCCUGCAGACUUCCAUUCCAGCGUAGGCCUAAACGAGCUUUACGUACCGCACCUCAAGCAGUCCAAUGUACCAGGUGGCGGUAGAGUCGUCACCGUUAACAGGAUCAGCGAACACGAGGGUGAUGCGUUCACUUUUGGCCAGUACGCCGAGGCCGCGUUGCUUGCGUGCAACAACACCGUCAGUCCAGGUAACCCCAUGUUACGGGGUAGAGUAUGGGAUAAACUAGAGCAAACCCAGCCAGAGUUUUACAAGAAAUUUCUGAAUUUGAAUCCAACCGGUCGCACGGGAAAGCGGGAGGUGGCCAAUGUCAUCGUCUUUCUCGUUGGCUCGGUCAGCGCAUUUACUCCUUGCGCGAACCUCAAAAUGGAUGGAGCCCUCCACAAAGGCGUCUCGUCCUGA
Molecule: messenger RNA, 723 nt
Organism: Tilletiaria anomala UBC 951
Lineage: Eukaryota; Fungi; Basidiomycota; Exobasidiomycetes; Georgefischeriales; Tilletiariaceae
Exons: 4
Coding region: 1-723 (240 amino acids)
Source: RefSeq, a predicted model, not a curated record